Messenger RNA from Cyprinus carpio (common carp), 3360 nucleotides. RefSeq names its product inositol 1,4,5-trisphosphate receptor-interacting protein-like 2. NCBI's taxonomy places the organism in Eukaryota, Metazoa, Chordata, Actinopteri, Cypriniformes, Cyprinidae. The record is from RefSeq and is a predicted model, not a curated record.
UGGACAGGCAGAGUUUUGAACGCCUAUUUUUUUUUUUUUAAACAGAACUCUCAAGAGUUUGGCAUUUCCUCUGAGCUCACACACUGAGAGGCCGCUCUCCUGUUUCACACAAUGCUCACUUGCGACAAAAGCGGGGAUUUUCAAACAUCCUGAAUGAGAGGACUCCUCUUGCCCUCGGCACACGCCACAUCUACAAAGAAACUUCACAGGGUGAACUUCCCCUUACACAACAGUUUUUGUUUGAGAGGACGGAAAGAACAUCAGUUUGGUCUUGUUUUCAGCAUCUGGGCGAGUGGUUCAGCAUGGGCUAGCCCCAACUUUUCCCGUAGAGCUAGAGUGGACUGGAAGAGAACAAGGAGGAGGAGGAUGAGCAUUUAUACUCUCAACCUCAGGUUGUUCUGGCCGCUGGUCACUUGCAUUCUCACUGCUCUGCUGCUAUUGCACCAGUACAUCUUCAGAGGAGCCGAGGACCAAGGGAAUGACUGUGCGGACCAGGGACUUGGAGCUGUCACAUUCUUCAAGUACAUCAUAGCUUUUAUCUUAUUUUACUUCUUCUUAAAGUACUGCUCAACUCAACCUGGCACUGCCAGGAGGGGUUUCCACAAAGUCCCGGAGGUAAACGGAAAAUCAGGAGUCUCCAAGAGAGAGCUACUGGACGAUCACUACGAGAGGCAUGUGCGUCUUUCUCCACAUGUGCUGGGCCACAGUAAAGCCCAUGUUGCCAAGCUGGUGAGUGAACUUGUCAGGGUGGGUCGCACCGAUGUCCUGCCGGAGUCUUCUCUGGCCUUCCGGGGUGACUUCAUCCAGAUCGGCAGCUCCUAUGAGGAACACAAGGUGGGCUCACCUGACUGCUUUGACAUCCUCGUGCCUCUGAGGGCACCUCGUGGGCUAAAAUUAGAGACCGGUGUUUGCACAGAAAAACCUGGAGGGCCACCGCUUUGCACGCUAAACACACCUCGCAAAGCGGAAUGGACACGCCGUCACAAGGCCUUCAUGGACACGUUCAUGCACUUGCACAAUGCUCAAAGUGUCUAUAGGAUGAGCCCAGAUUCCGUCCAGCGCUGGUUUUACACAGCUACCCAGCGCCGCCUCGCUGCCGUCCGUUACCCGUUUGAGCAGCGCUGUUCCCUUAGCCUGUCUCUCAGUGAGGAGCAGCAGGUGUUCCUUCGUCUGACCCCCCGCUCCGAUUACGUCUGCUGCCACAUCUCCAUGGGCAUUCGCCUGAUCCCAGCCUUUCCUCUUGCUGAUGGCGCCUUCUUGGUAGCAUCCCAGCAGGGUCAGCGAGGAGAAGACCUUUGGACGGUGUACUUUCCCAGACAGGAGCAGAGACUGCUGGCAUGGCUAAAAGGUAGACUACCACCCAACUCGUGUCAUCUGAAGUGCCUUCAGCUCCUUAAAGAGAUACGUAACCUCAGUGGGGAGACUCUGGACCAGCAGUCUGGAGCUGAGUGGGGAGGAGUGCUUUCAUCCUAUGCUUUGAAGACGGCUUGGCUUCGUCUACUACUCAGUACACCCCCUGAAACCUGGGAUGAGUGUAACCUUGUGGACCGGCUGGAUGAUCUUCUUCGCAGUCUAAGGGAGAGCCUACAGUCUCGGGCUCUCUGCCAUUUACUCCUUGGAGGCAUUAGUGGGUUUCUGCCAGACUCUAUCGUUCUGCCCAAACUUGUAAAGGAGACAGUACCCUCCAACCUGUGGGCAGAAUUCAGUGAUGUCACCCUUGACAUGGUCUCCGCCCGACUGGCCUACUCCUGGAACCACCUCCCUCGCCUGAUUCGCCUCGGGCGACCACAGAGGACCAGUCUUGGCAGAGGUGUCCACUGCAAAUAUAUCGAUGCAGAGUAAAGGUCAACUAUAGCUGGUAUUGCUGAACACAAAUAGAUGUUAAAUUGUUUUUUUUUUUUUUUUGCUCAAGGGUAGCAGUAAAAGACAAGAAUGUAAAUAGUAGCAUUCAGUUGGUACAGCAAUACUUUAUCAAAUCAGUCUUUGUUCUGUACAAAAUACAAAUCAGUAUUGUACUGUAAUUGUAGGACGUUCUUUGAAAUUCGAUUCGAACUGAAUAUUCAAAUUUCAGUUUGUGUUUAUUUUCUGCUCAUGCAAAUUUAUUUAGUAUUUCUAGAGAAAAAUUCUGAUAUGUCAAAAUUUACACUUUAAAAGAACAGUAAACAUUUUAGAUAUUUAGUUCACUCCAGGUAUUAGUUUGGAGAUAAAACUCAUGCGUCUGAGCUGGUAGACUUGUGUUGACUCAGGGUGACCAUGAUGUGUUGGUUCUGGGGUAGUGAGUAGUCAAAACAGCAUAAACACCAAAGUUUUUCCACACCCACAAAGUAUUUGUAAUGCCAGCCUAAACAGAUGAACAUCCUGUUUUGAAGGAGAGAACUGCAGUGUGACCACUGUAAAAUAUAUUCUGCUGUGACAUUUUGAUCAAACAGUGUAAAAUUUAUAGCCGGAUCAUUGCAAAACACCUUACAUAUCCAAAUAUAUCCUUUAUUUUGAAUGAAUGAAUGAGUAAUAUUGUUUCAUAACUUAAGCAUUCCACUGAUGAGUAAAAUAAUAAUUGGUGCUAUAUAUCACCUCAGUUCAUUUCCUUAAUUAGUCCUCUUAAGGAUAAGGCACUGAUGGCAUGGCCUUUGCUUCACUUCAUCUUACUUGUCUACAGGGACCCCAACAUGCGUGCACAUGAUCUUCUCCCUCAGAGACAUGCCUCUACAGGAAGUCACCAUGGAGACAUGCUACCUCAGCCCAGGGUCACUUAUUCAUGCUGUAGCUUUAGUUUUAAUGGCUGGUUGCAUUUACUUUCACAAAGGAAGCAGAGAUCUAUACUGAUCUUUUGCAGGUACUAAGUGCCACCGGGUUAGGUUGUAGGUUGCUUUCGUGUUCAUACCUCAUGCAUCAACUGGUUCUUGAACAAAGUGUUCAUGGUCUUGUAUGUCAGACAAAUCUUUGUUUCAUCAGCUUCCCAGAGAAAUGUUUGUGGUACCUAAGCAAAAGUCUUUGUGGCUUAUUUUUGUCUGUUGUCUGAAAGCAGAACAGAAAAUGAAAUACGGAAAUGAAACAGGACACGCUCAUGAAAACCAUCCUUAUAUUUAGUCCAAAUCAAGUCUUAAAAUACAGAGUAACUAAUGUUGAAUGUAUAUUUACAUUAAUGUAUAUGUCAUUUAAUGUAAAUUUGGUACUGUAUGUGAAUGUAAGUUGAUUGUAAAGCACAUUGUACUUGAUGUACAUAUUAGAGAAAAACAAUCUGUGUGUGUGUGUGUGUGUGUGUGUGUGUGUGUGUGUGUGUGUGUGUGUGUGUGUGUGUGUGUGUGUGUGUAUCGUAGAUAUAAUUUAUACAUCUACUUUAAUACAUGAAUUGAAAUAAAU